Messenger RNA from Prunus mume (Japanese apricot), 1110 nucleotides. The record is from RefSeq and is a predicted model, not a curated record. NCBI's taxonomy places the organism in Eukaryota, Viridiplantae, Streptophyta, Magnoliopsida, Rosales, Rosaceae.
AUGCAGAGAAGAAAGUUCAUCAAACUCAAACAAAAAUACUUUAAAGAAAAUGGUGGCUUACUGUUACAACAACAACUCGCUAGUGAAGGCGGCUCUGUGGAGACAGCAAAAAACUUCACUGCAGAAGAACUUGGGAAGGCCACGAACAAUUACCAUGAAAGUAGAGUCCUUGGAAAAGGAGGCUAUGGAAUAGUUUACAAAGGAAUAUUACCAGAUAACAAAGUGGUUGCCAUAAAGAAGUCCAAAGUUUGUGUCCAAACCCAGAAGGAGCAAUUUGUUAAUGAGUUGAUUGUUCUUUCUCAAGUCAACCACAGAAAUGUGUGUGAUAAAGGAAAACUUACUGCAUUGAUUGUUUAUGUGGAUGACAUAGCCGUAACUGUAAACGACGCAGGAGAGCAACUAAAGUUGCAAAAGUAUUUGUCUCAGAAAUUUGAGAUGAAGGAUUUAGGUGAUCUGAAGUACUUUCUCGGAAUCGAAGUAGCAAGGUCAAAAACUGGUCUUCUAGAUCACGACUUAGCGCUGAGAGAAGAGAAACCUGAGGUCACUGCCUAUAGCAAUGCUGCACAGAAGCAGAAACUCGAGAGGUGGGAGAAAUCAAAUAGGAUAUGCCUACUUGUCAUGAGGAAAUCCAUGACAGAAACUAUUUGUGGUGGCAUCACUGAAUCUGAGAAUGCUAAGGAUUUUUUGGAGGCCAUAGGACUGAAGUUUAAAGACAUUGAGAAGGCAGAAACUGGAACCUUGAUGACCAAACUUGCAACCAUGAAGUAUGAUGGUGUUGAGGACAUGAGGGUUUAUCUUUUAAGCAUGAUAGAAGUUGCAAGCAAGCUGAAAGCUCUGGAGAUCCCUAUAGCUGACCCUUUUCUAGUUCACCUUGCAUUAAAUUCUCUUCCUUCUCAGUUUGCUCAACUAAAAGUGAUCUACAAUGCUCAAAAUGACAAAUGGAGCCUCAAUGAACUAAUUUCAAUUUGUGUUCAAGAAGAGGCAAGAAUGAAGAAGGAGAAAGAAGUGAACACAGUCCAUCUUACAACCAAUACUCCAAAAAGACUCCAUCCUAAGCCAAACUCAUUUGCCGCUGCCAAUAAGGACAACACUAAGGCUAACUCUUCGUAG